AUGUCAAAAAUGGCAACCUCACGUCGUCACAACCCCCUUGAGCAUGACAUUUCGUCCGCGGGUGGCCGUCUCCGCACAAGGUCCAUCACUGGCAAGAGGAAAUCUCGUUCCGACGAGAAUGCUCUUGGAGACGGAUACAUCGACGCUCGGUCUUCGAGUAAAAUCCUAGCCAUUGCACAGGACCUCGCAGACGAGGACGCUGCCGACCGGAACCUUGUCGUCAAUCCAGUCACCUCCCCACAUUCCGCAUUUGGAUUUGAUUCAAGGUUUGCGGGAGAUGAUCAAGACCAAGAUGCUGGACAAUACACUGAGGAAGAUGAGUGGGUUCCAGAGGAUGACGAGGACAUCGUUGUGGAAGAAGAUGAUAUGGACCCCGAAGAUCUCGCCGUCUACAAGAAAUUCUUGAAUCCAGGAGAGGACCUGGGCGACUUUGCCCCGAGCAUGGCCAACCUCUCCACAGAACCUAGGGAUUUCGAUGGUUCGGCUCCCGGACCUUCACAAGACGACGACGCCGACGCCGACGCCGACGGAGAGGGCCAGACGACGAACCUGACCGAAUUGAUCCUCCAACGGAUUGCGGAGAAAGAGGCUCGGGACGCGGCCAGGGCGUCAGGGCAGGAACCGGCAUUCAUUCCACCACCCGACGCCGUCGAGAUUCCUGCCAGAGUCGCCGAGACAUUCACUAGAGUCGGGCAGCUUCUCUCUCGUUACAAAUCGGGACCGCUUCCGAAACCCUUCAAAGUCCUCCCUACUCUGCCACAGUGGCCUGACCUCCUAGCCAUGACCCGCCCGGACCAAUGGACUCCCCAUGCCGUCUACCGUGCCACGAAGAUAUUCAUCUCCGCACCGUCUGCAACGGGGCAAUUCUUCUGCACUGAAGUGCUGUUGGAACGCGUGCGCGAGGACAUCCAGGAAACCAAGAAACUCAACGUCCACUUGUACAACGCCCUCAAAGCCGCCUUCUACCGCGCAAGCGCAUUCUUCAAGGGCUUCCUGUUCCCCCUAGUCGAGUCCAGCUGCACACUCCGAGAAGCGCACAUCAUCUCGAGCGUUCUCGCAAAGAUCAAAAUCCCCGUGCUCCACUCCGCCGCCGCUCUUUUACGGCUGUGCGAAAUCUGUGCCGAGCAGACCAGCAGCAUCAACAGCGAGGCGGCUGGCUCCGCCAACAUCUUCAUCCGGGUCCUGCUGGGCAAGAAAUAUGCCCUGCCGUAUAAGGUCGUCGACGCCCUGGUUUUCCACUUCCUCCGCUUCCGUGCAAGCAGAGAUGUCAACGGCGAAGAGUCAGCCGGCCUGGGCAGCAAGGAAGCCAAGCUGCCGGUCCUGUGGCACCAGAGUCUAUUGAUCUUUGCCCAGACGUACCGCAAUGAAAUCACUGAGGAUCAGAGGGAGGCACUGUUGGAUCUUCUCCUUGCCAGGGGCCAUCGGGAAAUCGGGCCUGAGGUCAGGAGGGAGCUGCUCGCUGGCAGGAACAGGUCGGGGCAGGCGGAGGGUGAUUCGAUGGCUGUGGAUGCCAUCGUGGAGAAGAGGGACGAUGGCGAUGAUACCAUGGAAAUCACGGGCUGA
This is a messenger RNA of Exophiala aquamarina CBS 119918, 1563 nucleotides long. RefSeq lists its product as uncharacterized. The record is from RefSeq and is a predicted model, not a curated record. The transcript has a single exon. The coding region runs from base 1 to 1563 and encodes 520 amino acids. Gene Ontology annotation, biological process: rRNA processing. Gene Ontology annotation, cellular component: cytoplasm; preribosome, small subunit precursor; nucleolus. Lineage: Eukaryota; Fungi; Ascomycota; Eurotiomycetes; Chaetothyriales; Herpotrichiellaceae. Gene Ontology annotation, molecular function: snoRNA binding.